Parastagonospora nodorum SN15 is the source of this 771-nucleotide messenger RNA. RefSeq lists its product as hypothetical. The record is from RefSeq and is a predicted model, not a curated record. The transcript is spliced from 2 exons. Bases 1 to 771 code for a protein of 256 amino acids. NCBI's taxonomy places the organism in Eukaryota, Fungi, Ascomycota, Dothideomycetes, Pleosporales, Phaeosphaeriaceae.
AUGCCUCCCAAGAAGGACACCGGUGAUGCCGGCAAGACGACGCUCCUCAAGGGCUUCGAGGACAAGGAAACUAAGCUGCUCGCUGCGGCUUCCGUGAGCAGCCUUGGUCCUGAUAAGUACGACUACGACCUGAUGGCCGCCCUCACGGGCAACACCGCAGGCUCCCUUAAGAAGAUGUGGCCGUCCGUCAAGAAGAAGGCUCUCGACGAGUACCCUUCCUUUGCUGGCUUCCUCGGUACCACCGGCGCCAACAUUACCACCAAGUCGCCCACGAAGACCGCUCCUAAGGCUGCUGGUGGACGCAAGCGCAAGGUUCCUGUCGAGACCGAGCCUGAAGCUGACGGCGAGGCUGACAUCGAGGCUGAUUCCGAGGACGUCAAGCCCAAGCCUGCCCCCAAGAAGGCCGGUCGCAAGCCAAGGGCCGCCGCUGCUGCUGAGCCCACCAUUGAGUCUGAUGCCGAAGAUGCCAAACCCGCUCCCAAGAAGGCCGGCCGCAAGACCAAGGCCGUUACCACUUCCCCCGAUGAUGGCGAGACCAAGCCCACUCGUUCCAGCUCGCGCAAGGCGUCUGAAGACCCCAAGUCCGCGCCUGCUGCUGAGGUCAAGAAGAAGGGUCGCCCGGCGAAGAAGGUCAAGAAGGAGGAGGUCAAGUCUGAGGAGGACUCUGCCGAUGGUGGCGAUGGUCUAGGUCAGUAUACGCGCAGAGAGAAGGUGAAGAUGUGGUUGAGUGGUACUGACGAUAGAUUAGAGACGAUUGAGGAGGAGGUCUGA